Messenger RNA from Tilletiopsis washingtonensis, 598 nucleotides. Its product is annotated as ribosomal protein L6. Lineage: Eukaryota; Fungi; Basidiomycota; Exobasidiomycetes; Entylomatales. The record is from RefSeq and is a predicted model, not a curated record. Gene Ontology annotation, biological process: cytoplasmic translation. Bases 17 to 598 code for a protein of 193 amino acids. Gene Ontology annotation, molecular function: rRNA binding; structural constituent of ribosome. The transcript has 4 exons. Gene Ontology annotation, cellular component: ribosome; cytosolic large ribosomal subunit.
UCCUCAAGACUUCACCAUGCUGCAGCUCUACAAGGACCUGGACCUCGAGAUCCCCGAGGGCGUCACGGUCGAGCUGCACGCUCGCCAGGCCACCGUCAAGGGCCCGCGCGGCGAGCUGACCAAGAACGUCAAGCACAUGAACAUGGACAUCCGGCACAUCAAGUCGCCCAAGGGCGAGAAGCUGAAGUUCAUCGUGUGGCACGGCGGCCGCAAGCACGUGGCCUGCCUGCGCACGGCCAAGGCUGUGUUCGCCAACAUGAUCAAGGGCGUGACUGUGGGCUUCCAGUACAAGAUGCGCGCCGUGUACGCGCAUUUCCCCAUCAACAUCAUCAUCGGCCCCGACGGCAAGAGCGCCGAGAUCCGCAACUUCCUCGGCGAGAAGCGGGUGCGCCACGUCACCAUGGGCGAGGGCGUGACGAUCCGGGAGGACACGGCGCAGAAGGACCAGGUCAUCUGCGAGGGCAACGACAUUGAGCUCGUGUCGCAGUCGGCAGCGCUGCUCCACGGCCAGUGCCUCGUCAAGGACAAGGACAUCCGCAAGUUCCUCGACGGCAUCUACUGUGCGGCCAAGGGCUCCAUUGUGCAGCAGGAGAUCUAA